Molecule: messenger RNA, 855 nt
Organism: Drosophila gunungcola (fruit fly)
Lineage: Eukaryota; Metazoa; Arthropoda; Insecta; Diptera; Drosophilidae
Gene: Obp58c
Product: general odorant-binding protein 66
Exons: 3
Coding region: 42-641 (199 amino acids)
Molecular function (GO): odorant binding
Source: RefSeq, a predicted model, not a curated record
AGCACUUAAAAUUGGCUUAUUUUGGCAGAGAAAGCAGAGCAAUGAAGUGCAUAAUUCUAUUAAGUUUUUGCUGCCUGAUUUGGUUUGCUAGUGGAAUUCAAAUUGAUUGCGAAAAUGCAGAGGCAAUUAAUGAAGAGCAUAUACAUUAUUGCUGCAAGCAUCCUGAAGGACACAAUGACAUAAUAGAGGAGUGUGCGAAGGUGACCAACUUUAUGCUGGCCAGUAAAAACGAGGAGGCACUGGUGGACAUCACCGCAGACCGGGCUAUUCGAGGCACCUGUUUUGGUAAAUGCGUCUUCAGCAAACUGAAACUAAUGAAGGACAACGCCCUGGACAUGGAUGCAGUGAGGAAAUAUUUUACUGAAAAGUUCGCCGAUGAUCCUGAAUAUGUCAAGGAAAUGAUCAACGCUUUUGAUCACUGUCAUGGCAAAAGUGAGGAGAACACCUCCAUGUUCCUGUCGAAGCCGCUCUUCAAGCAAAUGUCCCAACACUUCUGCGAGCCCCAGUCUAGUGUAGUUUUGGCCUGUGUCAUCCGUCAGUUCUUCCACAACUGUCCGGCGGAUCGUUGGUCCAAGACCAAGGAGUGCGAGCACACCCUGGCCUUCAGCAAGAAGUGCCAGGACUCGCUGGCCACUUUGUAGAUGAUUCCUAUAUAAUGUGUUAAUCAAUAAAGAACGUGCUAAAAGAAACAAUAACUAAAAAACUAUUUAUGAUACUUACGACUUCUACUUGGUUUAAUAUUCUAUUUUUACUUUUUAAUAUUUUAUUAUACUAGAGAAUUAUUUUAUCCCUUACCCGAAAAAAAAAAUUGUCACGGAAAAUAAACCAUUGUUAUACGAAUUUUAAACUAUUGGG